CAUUGGUAUGAUGGGCGGUUUUAUACAGCCCUCUGAGCAGAAAGAAAUGUUAAGUUGUUGGUUAGUUAAGACAUUGUGAUCCUAUUUUUUCUGAAUUUCAAAGGCUUAACGGGCGUAAAUAAAAUAUAAACAAUCAAAUAUGAGUUGGCGUAAAGAUGAAGAUCUUGCUUGUAAACCAUACAGUAGACAUAGUCAAAGACAUCCUUCGCCCUACUACGAAAAUGAUUCACCUGGUUACUAUGAAUCACACAUGGCGGGUGCUAGCAGAAGCUUCCGAGGUGCAAGCUUAUCGCAAUCUCAAAUGCAAGGUCAACUUCAACGGUCUACUGAAGCAAGCAAACAAAUGUUGUACGGCACAUUCGGAAACUUGAUUGCGAGCUUAGAAGAAUUUGAGCAAAGAGAGCUGAAAGAACAAAGAACUUCAAAAAGUCUUAGUAGGUCAAAUAUUGCAAUACCCGAUCAAAGACAUAAAAAUUUUGAAGAUGUAAGUUUGAACAAACUUCAGGUACCAUAUUCCUUCUGAGAAGUUUCAUAAAAC
Messenger RNA from Ruditapes philippinarum (Manila clam), 538 nucleotides. RefSeq lists its product as uncharacterized. The coding region runs from base 140 to 523 and encodes 127 amino acids. The transcript has 3 exons. Lineage: Eukaryota; Metazoa; Mollusca; Bivalvia; Venerida; Veneridae. The record is from RefSeq and is a predicted model, not a curated record.